AUGGACGCUUUGUCACUACUUGGACCACCAACUUCUAAACAACUCACACAAGACGAGUUCGACUUGAGAUACAGCUUUGUCAGCAGUGAGUCUCAACCACGUGAGGAAACAAAGUCGACAAUUCAAUGGAUUGGAGACUCACUUCGAGAGCAGGCUUACUGUAGCCGAAACAGGUUAUUCGAUGUUUUCCCAUCGCUUCGUUGGCUUACAAGAUACGGUCUAAAAAGCGAUUUCCCAAGAGAUAUGCUGGGAUCGCUUCUGAUAGCAUCACUUCUUUUACCGCACGGUCUUGUAUCCGGUCAUUUGGCUAUCGAUGAUCCAGUGAAAGGUCUUUAUGCGAUUUUCUUCCCGCAAUUGCUUUAUAUUCUUCUCGGAUCUUCGCGACACUCGUCAAUUGGCGGGAUUUCAUUUGUCUCUUUGCUAGUUGCUUCCUCUUUAAGUAAUUCGAAUUCUGAUGUCGCCACGAUUACGCUACUUUCUUCUUUCUUUCAUAUAAUUCUGUGGGCAAUGCCACCUAAUUGGGUUCUUCCACUCAUCCCCGAUUUCCUUCUCAAUGGCGCUUAUCUGGGGCUGCUGAUUCGCCUCGUUUUCACCCAAAUCCCCCACUUUAUCGUUUUCAAAGACCCACACUGUCAACAACAGCUCAGUGAAUGGUGUCUUCGGUGGGUGUGGAGAUGUUUCGGCUCGGUGGAUCCAUGGACUGGUCUCCUCUCAUUAUGCACUCUUCUCCUCUCGGCUCUCAUCCAUCAUGUCAUCAAUCCAGCGGCGCUUGAUCGGCUCCAAUUCACUCUCCCACACGAACUCUUUUUGAUCCUAAUCAGCAUCUUGCUCUCCUACGUCUUCGAUUUCGAAAUUCAAGGCAUUGCGGUGUUGUCAAAGGAAAAGAUCGCAAAAACCCCAUCCGUCGAAGUCCCACACCUCUUCACAAAUCUCGGAAACUCUUUACUUGACUCAAUCUCGAUCUCUCUUUUUCUCCUCGCUUCCCACCUGAAAACAACUCGAGCAGUGGCCAUGGAGAAAAUGCAUAAAGUUGAUCGAAAGCAGGAAGCUGCUGCUUUUGCUCUAAUAGAGUUUCCGCUGUCUUUUCUGGGUUUUCCACCAGUAGCCACUUCGAUUGGUCAUUCUCAAAUCAACGUUGAAACAGCAAGAUUCUCAUUGGUGGCCAAUACACUUGCUUGUGGCUGGUUGAUGGUUUUCAUCGUUUUCUGUCUUCCGAUUUUAGAAUAUCUACCAAAAGCAGUACUUGGCGGGAUCUUGGUGCUUUCCUUUCCAGCGAUUCCAUGCGAGAUCUUGCAUCUUCGUCGAGUUUACAAGAUUUCGAAACAAGAUUGUAUUUGCUACAUUCUGACAGCGCUUUCGUUGUUGUUGACACCGAAUUUGUGUCGGGGUUUCUUAUUUGCAAUCGGUCUCAACAUCUUCCUAGCAGCACAUCGAAUAUUUUGGCCAGAAAGAUGGGCUUUAGCUAGAUUGGAUGGUGAUGGGCGAUUUGCUGAAGAAAGCAGGUACGAGGGUGAACCCUGCGAUGCUCCGGCUCGAAUUCUUCGUUUCAACGCACCAUUGAUUUUUGGCAACACUGAUUUAUUCCAUGACGCUGUUCACGAGCAGGUGAAACUGAUAAAAGGACAAGUGCCACUGGGCAUUGGAACGAGAACGGGCAGUUUGCGGAGUCAAGUGGGUGUAAUGGGUGAUUGUUUCCCGAUCGGUCCACACAAAGCGGUGGAGGUUCGACUCUCAGCUCCGCUUGAGGCACGCUUAUCAUUGGCUCAAAGUAAAACAAAUCUCACAAAUUUUGUCAUCAACGAUCCAUCGAUGAUUAUACAAGGUGAUCAGCCAUUAAUCCGUUGUCUUAUCGUCGAUUUCUCCGCGAUUUCAGCCGUUGAUACAACUGGAAUGUACAUUCUCAAUCAAGUUUAUUUCGAGCUUCACGAAGAUAACGUGAAAUUUCUGUUUGCUGCUGUGAAUGCCAACGUACGAGACUCAAUGCAAGCGGCUGGGUUGUUCUCAUUGUUACCGAGAAAUUGUUUCUAUCCAACGCUGAAUGACGCGGUGUUAGCCACUCGAGCGAUGGUCAUGCCAAUUCAUACCAGUGUUUCUUUGAAUGGUUGCCGAGAUGUGAUCGCUGUUUCGGCUUGUGGCUCACACUUUGAUGUGGCCACGAUUGGUACAAAUCGUGACAACGACUCGAAAGGCGAACCAGCUCAAGUC
Molecule: messenger RNA, 2205 nt
Organism: Mesorhabditis belari
Lineage: Eukaryota; Metazoa; Nematoda; Chromadorea; Rhabditida; Rhabditidae
Source: the annotation of a GenBank genome assembly